This is a messenger RNA of Coffea arabica (coffee), 917 nucleotides long. RefSeq lists its product as uncharacterized. NCBI's taxonomy places the organism in Eukaryota, Viridiplantae, Streptophyta, Magnoliopsida, Gentianales, Rubiaceae. Gene Ontology annotation, cellular component: ribosome. The record is from RefSeq and is a predicted model, not a curated record. Gene Ontology annotation, molecular function: 5S rRNA binding; structural constituent of ribosome. Gene Ontology annotation, biological process: translation.
CUCUUAUUGGCUCGGAGAAACAGAGUAAAAUAGCUCUCAUUCACCUCCUGUUGAAGAAGAAGAAGAAACAAACUGAAGAGCGCCAGUGAACUGGAGCUCAGGAUUGCUGUUUAAGUACGCAAUACUGAAAAGGGUGGCUUAUGAUAUAAUGCUGAAGCAAGUGUGUCAUAGACUGAGUAUACAUGGGGCUGACAAAAUCAGGCCUUUAUUAUGUUUACAAAGAGCUCAUUUCCACAGUGGGCAGAUAUCUUUUGCACCGCGAAGCUUUUUUGGAGUAGAAGAUUUUCUCGAUGAUGACAAUAGCCGGCCCUACACAUAUCAAAAGGAGAAGAAGACUAAAAAUCCGAAUAAGCACAUUUCAUUCAAGCAACGAACUAUUGCAUACAUGGAACCAUUUACACUCGAUGUUCUCAUCUCAAAACGCUUUGUUUCAGCUUCAAUUACGCAUAGAGUAACAAGCAAGCAGGUUGCUGUUGCUGGUACAAAUUCCAAAGACAUCAAAGCUGUCCUCAAAUCAAGAUCUGAUAUACCGGCAUGUUUAGCCAUAGGCCGCAUCUUGGCUGAGAGGGCGAGAGAAGCUGAUGUCUAUACUGCCUCUUACACUCCCAGAGACAGGGACAAGUUUGAAGGGAAAAUUAGAGCAGUAGUUCAGUCACUCAUAGAUAAUGGUAUUGAUGUUAAAGUAUAUCUGGAUUAAUAUUGGACUUUUCUCUGUACUUUGUCGCAUUCUCUCGAAAAAUUUCCUAGAUUCUCCUGUCCGAUAGCAACUAAACUCAUUGUAGUUCAGAUAGCGACUAACUCAUUGUAGUUCAGAUAGCAAGGUGGUUUGCUCCUGUGGUGCUGCCUCUUCAUCUGUAAAUUUGUUAUGUAGAUCAAUGGGAACAGAACUCAAGAGUCUUGAAAUUCUUUUUCAGGGU